Messenger RNA from Beauveria bassiana ARSEF 2860, 1683 nucleotides. RefSeq names its product amidase protein. The coding region runs from base 1 to 1683 and encodes 560 amino acids. The transcript is spliced from 3 exons. NCBI's taxonomy places the organism in Eukaryota, Fungi, Ascomycota, Sordariomycetes, Hypocreales, Cordycipitaceae. The record is from RefSeq and is a predicted model, not a curated record.
AUGACCUUGAUGGACUACCUCCAGCACAGGCGUGACUGCCGCACCAAGCAAGAAGAACGGGCCACCCGGAUCCGCGCCCUCCAGUCCUAUCAUGGCCCUUUCAGCGUCCUAGACAAGGACAUUGUCAACAAGCCAAUCCAGGCACUGGUCAAAGAGGUUCACCAAGAUCCCAGCAAAGCCACGCAGAUCCUCAAAACCUAUGGCAAGGUCGCCCUCAAGGCUCAAGAAAAGACCAACUGUGUUACAGAAAUUCUCCUCGACUCGGCUGAGAAGUGGGUGACGGAUUGCUCAAUCAACCUCAAGGGUCCCUUGGCUGGGAUCCCCGUCAGCUUAAAGGACACGGUAGACGUCACUGGCUAUGACAGCACCGUCGGAUACAGCCGUUUUGUCGGCAUGAAGAGCGCCGACGGCCCUACCGCGCGCAUACUAAAGGACGCCGGCGCCGUGCCCUACGUCAAGACCAACGUUCCCAUCACUCUCCUCAGCUUCGAGUCCGCCAACGAUGUCUGGGGCACAUCCACGAACCCUUACAACAAAAACUAUACACCCGGCGGUUCCACUGGUGGUGAAGGCGCGCUGCUGGCGCUCGGCGGCAGGAUCGGUGUCGGCAGUGAUGUUGCCGGCAGUGUCCGCUGCCCCGCGCACUUUUCUGGCAUCUACUCUCUCAAGUGCUCGACCGGCCGCUGGAUGAAGCUGGGCACGCGCACCAGCAUGCCCGGCCAGGAUGGCAUACCUGCCGUGUACAGCCCCAUGGCCCGCACUCUCAACGAUCUCACGUACUUUACGCGCUCCGUUAUCCAGAUGAAGCCUUGGGAAUAUGACUACUCUGUCCACCCCAUUCCGUGGAGAUCUGACGUUGAAGAAGCCUACUCGGAAAAGAAGCAGCUCCGUGUGGGGGUCAUGCGCACUGAUGGUGUCGUUGACCCUAGCCCUGCUUGCGCUCGCGCUCUCGAGAUGACAGUUAGAGCUCUCCGUGUCGAGGGCCAUGAAAUCAUAGACAACAUUACGCCUCCCGAGCCCUACGAGGCUCUGCAGAUUGCUUCACAGUUGCUCGACGCCGAUGGUGUCCAGACGGCCAUGUCAUUUUUUCGCACCGGCGAGGGCAACGAUCGCGGCGUAGCUCAGAUGCGAUUCUACUUUAACCUCCCCCGCGUCUUUAAAUAUGUGCACUAUCUCUGGGUCCGACAUGUCCGCCGUGAUCCUGUCUGGGCCGGUAUCCUCCGCAACUGGCACCCCAAAACAACCUACCAGUACUGGCAGCUGAUUGCCAAGCGCGAGGCAUACAAGCGCAGAUGGUUUGACUUUUGGGAGGAAAAGGGCUUUGACUUUAUCGUCGCUCCUCCGAAUGCCACCCCUGCUGUUCCUCACGGCGGCAUGCACGACGCUUGCAGCAGUUGCGGCUACACAUUCCUCUUCAACCUGCUUGAUUACACUGCUGGUGUACUUCCUGUAACGCACGUUGACAAGGAAAAGGACCAGUUGCCCAAGGGCUUCAACGUCUGCAGCCUCAACGGCGUGGCCCGCGGCGCAUACAGACACUACAACGCCGAUGACAUGCACGGUCUUCCCGUCGGCGUUCAGGUGAUUGGAAGCAGACUGGAGGAAGAAAAAGUGCUUACCUUGAUGAAGAGAGUAGAGGAUGCGCUUGGCGACGACAAGUUCAAGCUGCUGGAGCUAGACUAA